AUGCCUCCAUACAACUUGUCUGGGAAAUACGCAGUACUGACGGGCGGGGGAUCAGGUAUAACUCUGCAUUUUAUCCACCUUCUCCUUGCCAGUGGCACCUCUGUCAUCGUCGGCGACCUGAGGCUCCGCCCAGAAGCAGAGGAGCUUGCCGCUCAACAUCCUCACCCUCCUCAAGAACCCAACAAUGCCUCCUUCGUCUUCCACAAGACCGACGUCACAUCCUGGCCGCAGCUCUCAUCCCUCUGGAACACCGCACUGGCCACCUUUCCGCAGGUCGACCUGGUGGUUCCCGGCGCGGGCAUCCUUGAACCCAGCUGGAGCUCGCUGUGGUAUCCGCCAGGCGUCGAGGGGCCGCCUUCCACCGACGCGCCCGACGCGGAGCCGGGCACCUACGCCACCCUCAACGUCAACCUCGUCCACCCCAUCCGGCUUGCGCAGCUGGCAGUGGCAUACUGGACUCGCAGCAAAAUAAAAGGCAACAUGCUCCUCCUGGGCAGCGUCGCCGGGUAUACGAGCACAAUCCACGUUCCACUGUACCAUGUCGCCAAGGCAGGCCUUCACAGCUUUGUAAAGUCCCUCGCGCCGAUGAACGCACGGAUGGGGAUCCGCGUGGCCUGUGUCGCGCCCGGCCCUGUGCGGACACCCCUCUGGGAGUCCGGCCUCUCACUGGCCAAGCUUGGCCAUUACGACCCAGCGCUAAAGCCGGAGUUUGUCGCUGAGCUGAUGCUGGAGGUUUGCACGUCUGAGAAGUACGGCCACGGCAAUAUUGUCGAGUGCCUCGAGUCCGGCACCCUCGAGAAGCCGAAUCCGACGUUCCGCGAGGUCCCCUGUCAUCUCCUAUACCCAUCCUUUGACCCGGCCCUCUCGCCGACGUUGGCUGUGGAGGAGGAGCAUUUGUGGAAGAGGCUGGAAACUUCAGGCUUCAAGGCUUAA
Molecule: messenger RNA, 933 nt
Organism: Pyricularia pennisetigena
Lineage: Eukaryota; Fungi; Ascomycota; Sordariomycetes; Magnaporthales; Pyriculariaceae
Exons: 2
Coding region: 1-933 (310 amino acids)
Cellular component (GO): cytoplasm
Molecular function (GO): oxidoreductase activity, acting on the CH-OH group of donors, NAD or NADP as acceptor
Source: RefSeq, a predicted model, not a curated record